AUGGAGAUGUCUAUCAAGGAAAAUCCGAUGCCGAGAAGCGAUUCGACCAGUUCGAACCAACUUUUUAUUGCUGAGAAUUUAGAUUUGCCCGACGAUACUUUUCGUAUGAGUUUAGAUUAUUUGACUGAAAUUGGAGAAAAUGUUACAAUAGGGGGCAGGGACACGUCAAUAGAUAGCGUAAGCGUUAAACACGAUUCUAACACUGCAAAGACACCUUCAAUGCCUAUAACUCCUACAUCUUCGACUCACAAAUCACCGGUCCUUGAAUCUCCACUUUUACCCACUGAGAAUCAAUCAUGCGAAACGCCAAAGCUUCUAGACGAACUAAAAGAUUGUAAACAAAUCAAUCUAUUGAAGCAAUCACUCGUAAAAAAAAGAAAACGAUGGUUUCGUAAGGCCAUCGCCAGUGGCGGAAUUAAUGUCGCCAGCUAA
Messenger RNA from Pieris macdunnoughi, 432 nucleotides. NCBI's taxonomy places the organism in Eukaryota, Metazoa, Arthropoda, Insecta, Lepidoptera, Pieridae. The record is from the annotation of a GenBank genome assembly.